Molecule: messenger RNA, 1806 nt
Organism: Penicillium nucicola
Lineage: Eukaryota; Fungi; Ascomycota; Eurotiomycetes; Eurotiales; Aspergillaceae
Product: Zn(II)2Cys6 transcription factor
Exons: 6
Coding region: 1-1806 (601 amino acids)
Biological process (GO): regulation of DNA-templated transcription
Molecular function (GO): zinc ion binding; DNA-binding transcription factor activity, RNA polymerase II-specific
Source: RefSeq, a predicted model, not a curated record
AUGGAGUCUACGUCGACUGCCCGAACUCGCAAGAAUACGCGGGUGCUCACCGCAUGCGAUGCCUGUCGACUCAGCAAGACUCGAUGCGAUUCCGCACGACCAGUGUGUGCCAAAUGUAUCCAGCGGGGUGUAGCUUGCGAGUAUCCGGAGACGGACGCCAUCUCAGUUCUAGAAACAUGGGGCGCAAGAAUCCUAGACGCAGUAGAACGUCAAGAGCGGCUGCUGUCAGAAAGGCUCUCUAUGAACUGGGUGCCUCCUUUUUCGCAGGCGUCGCCAUCCCCAGUGGACGAAGUAGAUCCCGAGUCAAUCUCGCGCAAUGAUGCGCCCAAGACGCCCAUUACCGGGUCGGACAUGAUUCUCAGCUGGCCUAUUUUUCCAACAGACAAGCCUGUAUCAACCUUUCCAAUGAUGGCGUAUUCAGAAAAGCCAGACUGCUUUCAAUCGGUUCUACCAAGCUUGGAUCCCCAAAGACUCCUUGAGCUGCGAGAGAUUUUCAUGACCAAGAUCUGGAUCAAGAACCCGAUCGUUGACUCGGACCAGCUGGACAUUGCUAUUGCCCGAGUGCUGGAAAACGGCAUUGACUGGUCCGCCUCGUCGUGCUUAGUUCUUCUCAUCUUUGCGCUAGCAGCCAUCUGGGGGAAUUAUCCCGACGACGAAACCCGCGAGGUCUCUUACAAUGAACCAUCAUUCGGUCCACCGGUCAAGUAUAUAACUAUGUCAGUUCCGGAGCAUCGAAUGAAGGAAUCGCUGUCCUUCCUCUCCAUGGCGCGUAAGCGUAUCUCUACUGCCCAUCUCGACGAUACCUUACUGGGAGUGCAGUGUUUCUGUUUAUUCGGGAUCUGGUAUCAGUAUAACAUCGAGCCCAUUCAGGGCUGGAAAAUGUUCCGGACAGCAUCCAUGCUGUGGCAAACGUAUCGCUUGAAACACCGUGAGGGGAAGACGAUGAGAAGUGCGCAGGAAGAGAGUCUGGAGCAGCGGCUCUACUGGACAUGUUUAAAAUCCGAAUGCGAGGUUCGAUAUGAGCUGACAGAUCUCCCACCCUGUGACCUCAGCCUCUCCGACUUUCCUCAUUCUCUCCCAAGCUUCCCCACGAGACAACCAUCCAGCGACACCCCCGGAUGGAUGAUCUCCAGUCCCUCGUCCACAGACCUCGAAGCAGCAUCUUCCUACUAUUAUCUAGCGGAAAUCUUCCUGCGUAGACUUCUCAAUCGGGCCCGCAAUGCAGUUCGCGUCCUCUCCCCCGAUAUCGACCUACCCACCAUCAAGAUUCUGGCAGAAACUCUGAUACAGCUGGAAGGCCAACUCCAGCAGUGGGUCGACUGUCUCCCACCCACACUCCGGUUUAACAAUCCAUUCGACUCCGCCCCUAGACCACACGAGAGCGAGCUGAUGAAGCUCAGCCGUGAACGAUAUGUCGAGGUGCGCGAACUGCUCUGCCGCGCGUAUCUAUACCUGUGCAUCCAUGUCCCGCUCGACCCACGGAUGGCGGCGCUGUACGGGGUCAAAGCGAGCGAGGCGCUACACUUGGCAGUAUAUCGCAUCCAAACCGAGGUGCCAUUCUUCCGCCAUCCAGGGUCAUGGGGGGCAUGUCGAGUCCGGUUCAAUCAUGCGCUCUGCCUGAUUGCGGGAUUUCGUGCAAAGCGGAUGCAGCGCCCCUCGGCUGAGUAUGUGAGCAUUCCGCCCGACUGGGCGGACUGUGUGCGAGUGGUGAUUGAGCGGUUGAAGAUUUGGGGCGAGGAGGGAGGCGGGAUCAAGGAGUUAAGUGUGCUGCUGGAGUGGCUGAUGCAUGGCAAUUUGGAAUUGUAG